Molecule: messenger RNA, 731 nt
Organism: Odontomachus brunneus
Lineage: Eukaryota; Metazoa; Arthropoda; Insecta; Hymenoptera; Formicidae
Gene: strat
Product: guanine nucleotide exchange factor MSS4 homolog
Exons: 3
Coding region: 259-471 (70 amino acids)
Biological process (GO): post-Golgi vesicle-mediated transport; small GTPase-mediated signal transduction
Cellular component (GO): cytosol; membrane
Molecular function (GO): guanyl-nucleotide exchange factor activity; zinc ion binding
Source: RefSeq, a predicted model, not a curated record
CACUGCUAGUUGUGUACUUCUCGAACGCAACUGUGGUGAAACUUUGUUCCUUUUUUCUUUUCGACGCUGAUAAUAUAUUUCUUUCUCUGACACCAAAAAGUAAACGUAGUUCAGUUAAAAAGAAUAGACCUUAGAUGUUAAGGCUAUUAUGCCGAUUUGUGGACAUCGAUUUAUCUGUCGCUUAUUACCCAUCUGUAAACACAAUUGUUCGACUAACCAAUCUACAUUGACACUUAUUUUGUAAGCGAAGUAAACACUAUGUCAAUGGACAAAGAUGUUGAUGCAAAGAAAGAUGCGGAUGGAAAAAACAAAAAUAAAAUUUAUUGUACAUUCUGUCCUUCAAAAAUGCUUAAUGCUGGGGUUGCUAAAUUGAUAAACAUGGAGUUUGCAUUGCCUUAUAUACAUAGUAAGGGAGACGGUGAAGGCAACCAACCAGAAUCCAUUUCCGAUUAUUGCUUGUGCAGAUUGUGAAAGAGGUCCAGUGGGGUGGCAUGACUUAUCUACCAAGAAAUCUUAUAUCGCAUUGUGUAGAGUGAAACAUGAAUAAAAAGUAUAGGAAAAUAUGCAUUAAAGUAAGAAAAUUUUAUAAUUUUAUACUCAAUGCAAGCGUGAGUGUACAAAGAGAAUUUUAUAUCUAUGCAAUUAUAAGAUAAUAUUUAUGUAAAGCUGUUUGUGAACAGAUAAUUAUUAAAUAUGCAAUAUAUGUGUAUAAAAAGCUAUUUUAGAUUUAU